GGCAGGGACAUGUUCUUCUUCCUUGUCUUGGCUGUGGGCGGACAUUUUGCCAUAUCCCUGGUUAAGGAUACUUGUGGAGAGAGAGGGGUAUUGCAAUAAUUGUGGAAUAGAGAUGCUGUUCUCAGUCACCUCUCGCACCCUCCUGCGCUUCCCUCACUCCGUUUUCUCCAGCCUCCAAUUUCUCCUCUACAACACUUCCUCUUCCAAAAAACCACCAUUUAUCUCGCACCCCACUUCACAUUCCACUCAAAAAAAUCAAGAAUCAUCCAAAAUUUUCACCAAUUCAACGCUAACUCACUUAAAUUCCGUCGAUUUUAAUCCCACCACAGUUCUUGAAACCCUCUAUUGUUACGCCAAUGACUGGAAUCUUGCGCUGGAAUUCUUUAACUGGGUCGAAACUCAUUGCGGGUUCCAGCACACCACCCAAAGUUACAACCGCGUCAUUGACAUACUUGGUAAAUUUUUCGAGUUUGAUAUCGCGUGGGAUUUAAUAGGAAGAAUGAAGAAUCAUCAAUCUUCAUUUCCUGAUCACGUCACGUUUCGUAUUUUAUUCAAGAGGUAUGUGUCGGCCCACCUCGUUAAAGAAGCGAUUGAUGUGUUUGAUAAAUUGGAUGACUUUAAUUUGAGGGAUGAAAUUUCCUUUCUGAAUUUGAUUGACGCUUUGUGCGAGUACAAACAUGUGAUAGAAGCAGAAGAAUUAUGCUUUAAGAAGAAAAGGGAUAGUAAUAAUUAUAAACAGUUGGGAAUUAAUGUGGGGAGUACAAAAAUUUAUAAUAUGAUUCUUCGCGGGUGGUUUAAAAUGAAAUGGUGGAGGAAAUGUAGGGAGCUUUGGGAGGAGAUGGAUAAGAGGGAUGUUCAAAAAGACUUGUAUUCGUACUCAAUCUAUAUGGAUAUACAAUGCAAAAGUGGAAAGCCAUGGAAGGCUGUGAAGCUGUAUAAAGAAAUGAAGCAGAAGGGAAUUCAAUUGGAUGUCGUAGCAUACAACACCAUUAUUCGUGCUAUUGGGAUUUCAGAGGGGGUUGAUGUGGCAGUUAGGCUAUACAAGGAGAUGAUUGAAUUGGGUUGUCAACCAAAUGUUGUAACUUUUAACACCAUAAUGAAGCUUCUGUGUGAAAAUGGAAGGUUCGUGGAGGCACAUAAAUUGCUCGACCUGAUGUUUAGAAAGGGUUGUGAGCCAAACGUGAUUACAUACCAUUGCUUCUUUGUGUGUCUUGAAAAGCCUAGAGAGAUUCUAAAGUUGUUUGAUAGGAUGAUCGAAUGUGGAGCACAACCUAGAAUGGACACAUAUGUCCUGCUCAUGAGGAAGUUUGAGAGAUGGGGUUUUCUACGGCCAGUUUUGCUCGUCUGGAAGAAGAUGAAAGAGCAAGGAUUGAGCCCAGACGAGUUUGCUUAUAAUGCUUUAAUUGAUGCUUUGCUGCAGAAAGGUUUGGUUGAUGUGGCACGCAAGUAUGAUGAAGAGAUGUUAUCCAAAGGACUUUCUUCUAAGCCAAGGGCUGAACUAGGCACAAAACUACAGAUCGAAGGUUCUUUUAUUGGUUGAUUUUUAUAAAUUGGUUUAUAUGGCAAUUUUACACUCAAGAAGUUCAGAGUCUUAUCUGGGUGGUCAGACAUCAAAAUGGGGUUUGUUGUGCUGAGGUUAAAACUUGUGUCAUUUAGGAAAAUUGCUAAUGGCGGAGACAUCUGACGAGAAAAUCUACAAUAAGCUCUAUGUCUAAAGUGUUCUCAUAAAAUCUAUAAGGAGAUCCCUGUUUCACAAUUCUCGUCUGAAACAUGGCUUCAUACUGAGCUGGCAUAUUAGUUAGUGAUAUCUGAUGAAAAAUCUAAAGUGAGCUCUAUGUCUAAAGUAUUCUGGGAAAAUCUAUAAGGAGAUCAAUGUUUCUCAAACUGAUGUGUGUUUCUCUUGUGUGAAACAUUACCUUUUGCUUUGCUGUGAGAAGAGUAGGCAGUUUAGUUCUUUAUAGACAAAAUGUAUACCUUUUUGAGCUUCUCUUUGACCCGUUGGACAUUUGGUGCAGGUUUAGAAGGGAUUUACCUUGAUUGGUGUAUAUUGUAACAGUUAUCACAUUCUUAAAUUUUAAUGCCUGUUCUAGUCUCACAUUAUGUUUCCGUGUUCAGUUUACCUCUAUAGAAAUUAAGUUCUGGUUGUCUGGUGAUA
This is a messenger RNA of Olea europaea var. sylvestris, 2155 nucleotides long. RefSeq names its product pentatricopeptide repeat-containing protein At1g80550, mitochondrial-like. Lineage: Eukaryota; Viridiplantae; Streptophyta; Magnoliopsida; Lamiales; Oleaceae. The transcript has a single exon. Gene Ontology annotation, molecular function: protein binding. The record is from RefSeq and is a predicted model, not a curated record. The coding region runs from base 113 to 1540 and encodes 475 amino acids.